UAAACGAGAGUGGGGGAAGGACUUUUCACAUAAGAGAGUACGACGACCGACCAACGCACUAACAGACAAGAAAGAGGGUCUAAAACGUUCGAUCACUGGAGGCUAAUCGUGCGAUUGAACUACAGUAAUGGCCAAUAUACGGAACUUGAACAAAAAGCAGCCACUUUUCUUUUGUUUUUCUCAUCAUCAUCGAUUAAUCUAACGGUUUCAAUAAUUUUUGGGGUUUAAUCGAAUGGUUCAAGUUCAAACAUAAAAAAAAGUUCUUUUUUCAAACCUUAACUAUUUUGUCAUUGAAAGUCCUUUAGAUUCCUUUGGAUGACUUUGUAUGCAAGUUGCUGCGGAAAAAAAGAGUAAAGUGUAGAGGAAACUGCUAUGCAGCUUGACUCGGGAUUGUGAACCAGGUGAAGUAUUCGAUUUUACUUGAAUCAGAUCCCUUUCAUCCUUUAUUUAUUUUAUUAUUUUUGAUGUUUAUUCCCUCUAAAGAUUUUCUGGGCUUAUUUUCUCUAUUUUUUAUCUCAUUUUUGUCAGCUGGUUAAAAAAUCUAAAUCCGGGUCUUUAGUAUUUUGAUCUGCAAAGCAAUUGGAACUUUCAGGUAAGUGAUCCUUAGUCAUGCAUUCUCGAGUUUCAAAUCAUGAGGCUUCAAACAAACAAAUAGGUUGUAAAGGGGAAUUACGGAAAAUUCAAAAGAAAAAUAACAAAAAUAAGAGUGAAGCAAGAGAUCAGCAAUUAAAGAAGAAAGAAUUUCAGAGUUUAACGUCAGAGAAUGGUAAUUUGGAGGAACUCAUCGAAUGUUUAAUUGCUGGUUACCGGCAAGUUCCUGCAACUGAUCUUCAGAAACAAGAAAUUUCUGUUGAUCUAUCAUAUUCUCAUCCACAUUCUGAUGUCAAGGAUGAAGAACAAGGGAUGAAAUCUGAUGUGGAAGGAAAUGCUGAAGAGCUGGAUGGUUUAGAGCUUGAUGACUUACGGGAUGAUAAUCCAGAGAAUUCUCUGAUUAUCCAACCAAACACAAUUGCCAAGUUUCUUCUGAAAAUUGAUGAAGAUGUCGCAAGCAAUGUGGAUUUCUCGGAUUUCAUGAUUUGCUUCAAUGGGGAGCAAAAAACAAUUGGAAGAUACAGCUUUCCAAUAUCUUUGGUCCCUACUGUGGAAAGAAUCAUGAAUACUUAUGGUGAUGUCUCGGCUUCGAGUCCAAUGAACACUAAUAUUACUGGGAAAAUUUAUCUGCUUUUCUCUGCAGCAAUUAAAGAGAUGGAAGAUCUUGAACUCCAUCAAGUGACCGAGACAAAGAUGCUGAAAUGGAGGGAUGCUAUUAAGGAUGCUCUCCGCGUCAACUUCAAGGUGGAGUUUGCAAUGUCCCAUCUGAAGAAAAUUGCUCGAGCUUACUUUGGUGGCAUUGGAGAGCAAGUGUUGCUGACCAUCAACGAGAAAUUGAAUUCCUUGUACAAGGAACGUGAUAAGGCAUUGGAGGGUUUCAAGGAUUUUCUGGCUACUGCAAAGGACUUUGAUGGCCAGUCUGUGAGCACUGGUUUAUUCCCUUGACUUAUGCUGCACUUCUAGCUAUUUUAGGUGCGUUGGGUCAUUAACUUUUGGCCUUCCUUUUUUUUUUUUCUUUUUUAAUGAUUUGUGUGAUUAAUGGAUGGGAUUAUACACCUGAAAGGUUAACUGCUCUCAUCUGGGAGUCCAAUUGGAGGCAUCUUAUUGCAUCAAGAAUGUCGUUUUAUGCCUAAUCCAUUCCUAAAACGACAUUCUUGAUUCGGUUUGGUGCCUCUAGUUAUGGGAGUCUCAAAUGGAGCCAAAUUAAAACCUAUUUUUGAACCCUAACUUAAAAAACUAAAGUUUUUUAGGUUAAGGGAUCAAGAAUACGUUUUGUACCUCAGAUGAAAUACUCUUGUAUUGUAUGUUUGGUAUUUGCUAUAUAAACAAAGGCUGUGAUAUGUAAUAAUUAUAUGGUUUUGGAGUUUGCAAAAUGUAAGCAUUUUGCCCUAGUGUAAUUAGUAAUGGAUCCGAGAUGUUCAUGCAUGCUAGCUUUACUUGGAAAACCAAUAAAUUUUCUGGCUAUUAUUUUCCAUAAAA
Gossypium arboreum is the source of this 2070-nucleotide messenger RNA. RefSeq lists its product as uncharacterized. Bases 610 to 1536 code for a protein of 308 amino acids. NCBI's taxonomy places the organism in Eukaryota, Viridiplantae, Streptophyta, Magnoliopsida, Malvales, Malvaceae. The transcript is spliced from 4 exons. The record is from RefSeq and is a predicted model, not a curated record.